AUGACGCACGGUGCACUUUCCGCACCGGGCAAGGGUGCGUCUACCGUGUGGAUUGGCGCAGACGAGCAGCAAGGGUCUUGCUGGCGUCUCCAUUCCCCCCAGAAGUGGAAGUGUAGAAUGUACCUAGUACCAGAGGAAGGACUGUAUAAUGGCUUAUCCCAGCAGCCUACCAAUUUCACGUCGAGACGGACAGGUGGUUUCGAGCCUUGCAUGACACAUGGUGUAGAGGUGUAG
Molecule: messenger RNA, 234 nt
Organism: Fusarium venenatum
Lineage: Eukaryota; Fungi; Ascomycota; Sordariomycetes; Hypocreales; Nectriaceae
Source: RefSeq, a predicted model, not a curated record